Mytilus trossulus (common blue mussel) is the source of this 4600-nucleotide messenger RNA. RefSeq lists its product as uncharacterized. Gene Ontology annotation, biological process: signal transduction. The transcript has 12 exons. The coding region runs from base 1 to 3036 and encodes 1011 amino acids. The record is from RefSeq and is a predicted model, not a curated record. Gene Ontology annotation, molecular function: protein binding. Lineage: Eukaryota; Metazoa; Mollusca; Bivalvia; Mytilida; Mytilidae.
AUGCAACCAAACAAUGUAUUCCAGUGGAAUUACAGUGGUAAAAUUUUCAAAUGUCAUUAUUCCAGUGGAAUUACAGUGGGUAAGACUCCUUAUGAUAUGGUAACAAUGGAAAGCUAUGAUGAUUCUGAAGAGAAAAAGAAAAAGAAAGAAUUGAUGGACUUCCUUAAGACUGUCAUGUUAAAGACUCCAGAAGAAUAUAACAACUUGAAGAAAAAACAACAGUUAAAUCGUUUAACGGGUAAAGGUACGUACGAAUCGUAUGACAUGCGCUGUAUGGUGACUGGCCAGUUCGCCGUCGGAAAAACUACUCUGGUGAAGCUAUUAGUGGGGGACGUCAUUCCCGAAGGGAGACAUCCUACAGAUGGAAUCUCGCUUCUAGAAGGUCGCUGUGGUCUUGACGUCCAAACAAGAGAAUGGAUUCUUAUAAAUCCAGGAAGUUAUAACGCCAUGGAUGUUGUUUACAAUAAGGUUUUAAUGACUUCAAGAGACGAGAAGGGAACAAAUUCAAGUGAAAAGUUAGACCAACAUCAAGCAUCAGAUAUUAGUCCUGCUGGAAGUAAAGACGAUAACAUGGGUAAUCCAGGUGUCCUACAGCAAUCACAAGCUAUGGCAUUGCAUCUGCCAUCAAACACAUCAGAUAAUAUCUCUAACCAACCCCCAUCAGUCAUACCUUUUUCACAGGAGAAGUCCUCCAUUGUGCCUCUAUCACGACAGCAGUUGAAACAGAAAAUGAAAGCAAAGAUGACUAUAGAUGAAAUCAGAAGAAAAAUGGAAAAAGUCCUAAAGAGUGGAAAGUACAAGAUGAAAGUUGGAAGACUCAUUUUCUGGGAUUUUGGUGGACAGUAUGUUUAUUAUACAACACACCAGACCUUCAUGACCUAUAGAGCUUUGUUUCUGGUUGUAUUUGAUGGAAGUAAAGGAUUACAUGAACAGGUACCUGAUGUGAUGUGUUUUCCAGGGCAGCAUAUGACUCCAACCCCAGCAGUAUUUUUACAACACUGGGUCAACUGUAUCCUUACCUAUUGCAAGGCAGUAUAUACAGGAAUUCCAAAGAUUUUGUUUGUUGCAACUCAUAAAGACAAAGUACCAAAGGAGAAUAUUGAAACACGGCGUACAGAGUUGUAUAGCGGAGUAGAAAAGUUAUUCAAAGACCACGAAGGACGAGAACAUCUGGUCAUCAACAACAAAAUAUUUGUGAACGCCACAGACAACACAGAUCCAGAGAUCGAUGUUCUCAAGAAAGCAAUCACAGAUCUUACCUUUCAACAUCCAUGUUGGGGAGAGGCAAUGCCUAAUGCAUCUGUUCCUCUUGAACUUGAGAUUGCUAACCUGGUAGCAAAGGGGAAACAAGUAUUGUCAUUGUUGGAAGUUAAAGAAUUAAAUGCCAUCAGCAAGGUGUCCGUCUUGUCUAAUGAAGAGCUCAGUGAUUUCCUUCACUUCCAGCACUCACUUGGGAAGAUGAUCUAUUUCGAUACCCCACAGUUGAGAGGCUAUGUGAUCAUAAGUCCCCUUCUUCUUGUGGAAGUUAUGAGAUCAUUUGUUACAGAUAUUGCUUUUUGGCCGAAGGAAGGUCUCAUACGAAAUACUUUUGAAAGGAUGUCAGAAAGUGGAAUAAUACAAAGAAAAGAGCUUUAUCUUAUUUGGGAACAAAAGCACUUCACGAAACUAUCACCCUACAAAGAGUUCAUAUUUGAUAUCCUCAUCCACCUUGAUAUUAUAUCAGAGCAACGUAGAUAUGAUACUAAUACGGGAAGUCGGUUACCAGUGGAAUACUUCUUUGUUCCCUGUAUGCUCAUUCAGAGAAAUGAUACAAGAUUCAUGACCCAUGAAUGCACACCAGAAAAAUCUAUUAGUCUAGCAUUUGUUUUCAAAGGGACAAUAAUACCACCAGCCUUACCAAAUCGUCUCAUAAGCGCAGGUCUCAGUAUGUGGACCGUAAAGACGUAUGAAGGAAAACAACUCCUGUUUUCAGGAUUCGUUUGUUUAUCAUUCGAUAAAGCACAUGAUAUUGUAGUAUGUGUUGAAGGUAACAAGAUAAUUCUCUACAUAGUCCAUGAAACCUCCAAUGGACUGAUCGUACCAGAUAUUGCCACUGGUAUCAAGGAAUGCAUGUAUACAACACUAGAGAGAAUCUCAGAGUUCUAUAAGUCCACAGUCUCCUCCAGCAGCCAAAAACUACCCUUCCACAUUGAAUAUGCAUGUUCCAUGUUAGAAUGCCAUAUACCUGAAGAGGCAGCAUUUACAACUGAUGAAUGGAUCUGUGAUAAACAUCGGAUUGUACAUACUAAAGACAAGUGGAAUAUUUGGAAUCAAGAUCAGACAAAAGAACAAUGUGAAGUGGACUGUCCAGGUUUACAAGAAGGUGCCUUAAAUCAGAUACCAAGUGACGUUGAACUUCAAAGAUUUGCAUCACGAUGUGAUGAUGUCACCAUAAAAGAGUUAGCCAUACGUCUUGGUAUGAGUUUCCAAGAAUGGGAUGAACUUGAAAGGAAUAAUCCUGAUUAUAUUCAGAUUGUCAAGUAUAGGAUACUGGUAAACUGGAGAGAACAAUGUUCAGGAAAAUUCAGCAACAUAGCAAAAGCUUUAACAGAUAUGAAACUAACUACACAUAAGUUGUGUCAGGUCAAACGAAUCAGAAAAGUUCAAUGCGAUAUAAGUGACGAAAACAUGGAUUUAAUUCCGACAGAUGAAAUACUUGAUGAACUAGCACAAGUACUUGGUGUUUUAUCCUUCCAACUGGGUAUAGAAUUAGGAUUACCUAUUACAGCAUUAGACGCCAUUCAGUACAACAAUGGGAGGAAUUUAGUUGCUCAAUGUAAAGAAAUAUUAUUCCAGUGGAGAAUAGAUGAGAAAGUGAGGCCAACCAUACGUGUAUUGGUCCAAGCUCUCGUAAAUGUCGGAAGAGGCGCUAGAUGUUUGGAGGAAAUCAUUAAAACGGUUGGAGUGAAGAAAUACAUCAAACAGGAUGAAGUUGAAGAGCAGAGAAAAGGAAAAGUUACAACACUCUUUAAAAAACUUUUUCAGAAGAAAAAUUAGUUACAAAACCUUUAAGUUUAUUUUAUAUAAAAUCAUUCACUUCGCUUGGCUGUGUAUAAAUUUGAGGGAACAAAUGAAAUCACCCCUGUUAUUGUCUUCUGGCUGGUAAUAUUCAUAUGAAUAUAAAUUAUGAGGAUUAAACCAAGAUGAUAAGACUAUAAAAUGGAGUUGUAUACUGACAAAUCAGAAUGGAUUCGGAGUACGCAAAGUAAGACCCUUAAAAAUUGUUGGAAGUGUUUGUACUUGUGUUCAGUCAUAAUUUAUAAAUAUAUGGUGUAUUUAAUGAUAAAGCAUAACAGAUAUAAAGUUUGAGACUGCACACGAAUGCAGCCACCUACAUCUUAGAAUUUUUUUUUUAUCUGUAAAUGACGUGUUAUGGCAUUUUUGAAAGAUUUUUAUAUUUAAAAGCUUGAACUUGAGCGUCUUUAAGGACGUUCGUAAGUGAGAUUUUGGAAUUCGUGUCAGAUGUUCGGACUCCUUGGUGUUUUUACAUACAAUAACAGGUAAAAUAGUUUGCCCCGUAACACCCAUUUCUUUUUUUCAUUUAAAACCUAAUAGCUCAUGAAAGGUCUUUAAAAUUUUAGAAGAUUCUUGAUUUUCUUUGUUUUGUUUUGAGACCCAAAUAAUACUAUUGCAAAUAUAAAGUAAAAGUCCGAGUGAGCCUUUUCUCACAAAAUUUUAAAUCUCAAAUAUCUCAUAAAGGAGGACCAUGAUCGACCUAUCAAUAUUUUUAGCUUAUUUUUAUCCUUAACGAAUGCUCUACCGACUUAUAGUAUCAAUUUUAAAUUCUUGAUUGUUUUAAAUUUUCACCUACCCUCACCUAAGUACAUCCUUAAUGACGAGUGUAGUUCGAAUCGUUUACAUACUAUAAUUGAAGCGACUGAAGAUGUAUUCUAAUUUUUUGUCCAAAUCUAGCCAUUACAGUAUUACUACGGGUUUAAAUUUAUUAUUGCAAUUGUAGGAAAUGUACAGAAAUGUGGAAUUAAUUUUUCAGGUUUUCGUGGAAUUUUACGUACAAAUAAUACUAUUUAAAAAAAUCUAACCGGCUUGGUGGUUUUUUUUUUCAAAAAUAUCCAGCCAUGUAUUGACAAAAGUAAAAACAUGAAAAAUGACCUUGUCAAUUAUAUUAAGAACAACACAACACUCAUAGCAAAUGGUUAAUUAAUUGUUUUUUCUUAUCCCUUCAUACAGUAACUGAACCGUAUAACACUUAGACUAGAUGAUGAUCCAAUCAUAGUGACUUUGUGAAAAAAGACAAAUUCCUAAUGCACAAUUUCAUUCUGUAUUUUUAUAGCAAGCUCAUUAACUUUCGAGAACUUGUUGAAGUUUAUCGGAUUGUAAUUUUGAUUAACAAUCAUGUAUAUCGUAGUAAUGUUGUAGAUUGUAUCAUUAAAUAUAUCCGUCAAAUUGUACCAUAAAGAUGAUAUCAUUGUGUUUCACUGUACCUGAUUAGUUUGCCCUAUUGUUGUAGAUCGUGUUAUUAUUGCAAACCUUGACAAGUUUUACCAUGUAAAUAAAAGCUUGCUGAAUUGUUUCUAUUUUGAUUGUACAAACCGCGUGCACA